UCUUCUCUGCCAUUCCUCUCCCCUUCAUCCACACAAAUUUUUUCCGGAGUCCUCCAUGAAAGCUUGAGAUCGAGAGAGCUCGCCACCGUCGUCCGCCGCCGCAGAACCCAUCUCACCCCUCCUCCUCCCCGGCCGCCUCCUCUCUCUCGGGCCGUCCGAUGGCGAUCGAGCUGCAUCUUGGCUUCUCCAAGAUGGAGGAUCACACGGCGAUACAGGAGGCCGCGUCUCAGGGGCUGAAGACCAUGGAGCACCUGAUCGGCGUCCUCUCCCGCCAGAACCUCCACCACCCCGGCGCCGUCGACUGCACCGACCUCACCGACCGGACCGUCUCCAAGUUCAGGAAGGUCAUCUCCCUCCUGGACCGCACCGGCCACGCCCGCUUCCGGCGGGCCCCGCUCCCCUCCUCCUCCUCUUCCUCCUCCAAGUCUGCCCCCGUCGCUUCCCCUGUCCCCCCGGCGGUUCAGUCUCGGAGCCAGCCUCUAGCGCCGACGCCCAUCCAGGCCCCGACGAGCUCGCAGCCGUCUCCGGCCAGCUUCCUCCACGCGCAGCCCAAGCAGAGCUUGACCCUCGACUUCACCCGGCCGAGCAUCCUGGGCCCCAACUCCAAAGGCGUUUCCGAGAUCGAGUUCGCGAAGGACAGCUUCAGCGUGUCGUCCAACUCUUCCUUCAUGUCUUCGGCGAUCACCGGCGACGGAAGCGUUUCGAACGGGAAGCUGGGGACGUCGAUGUUCAUAGCUCCGGCGUCCGGCCCGGCUUCGUCCGCCGGAAAGCCACCGAUCUCGAGCGUGCCGUACAAGAAGCGGUGCCACGAGCACGACCCCUCCGAUAACAUCUCCGGCAAGCACUCCGGCUCCGGCAGCGGCAAGUGCCACUGCUCCAAAAGAAGGAAAAACCGAGUGAAGAAGGUGACGAGAGUGCCGGCGAUCAGCAACAAGAUCGCGGACAUCCCGGCCGACGAGUUCUCGUGGAGGAAGUACGGACAGAAGCCGAUCAAAGGGUCUCCCUUCCCACGAGGUUACUACAAGUGCAGUACAAUGAGAGGGUGCCCCGCGAGGAAACACGUGGAGAGGGCCCCCGACGAUCCAACGAUGCUGAUCGUGACGUACGAGGGGGAGCAUCGUCACUCCCAGCCCGCGUCGCAGGAGAUUGUGCCCGCCGGUGCGAUGAACCUGGUAUUCAAGUCAACCUGAGGGCGGCUGACAAGUCAAAGCCGGAGGAGAUAGGGUUUUUUUUUACCUCAAAUUUGAGCGGAUGUAAAUUUUGUUUUCCCCAACUUUGUAUUAAAGAAACAGAAAUUGGCACAACAUUUUCAAACUUGACUAGCUAGCUGGGUUCCCCAUAUUUAAUUUAAUCUUAAAUUCGUUUACUUUCAA
Molecule: messenger RNA, 1373 nt
Organism: Eucalyptus grandis
Lineage: Eukaryota; Viridiplantae; Streptophyta; Magnoliopsida; Myrtales; Myrtaceae
Product: probable WRKY transcription factor 17
Exons: 3
Coding region: 159-1190 (343 amino acids)
Biological process (GO): regulation of DNA-templated transcription
Molecular function (GO): sequence-specific DNA binding; DNA-binding transcription factor activity
Source: RefSeq, a predicted model, not a curated record